AUGUGUGUUGCCUGCCUGUCCCUGUGGUCUGUCUGUAUUCCCCAUGUGGUGUGCGGGCGCGGCGAUGGUUUAGGUCGCUUCUCUCCACGUCUUUCGUUCGCUUCGGCAUACGCCGUUGUGGGCGGGCGGCGCGUCGAGCUUAAGACGCUGAAGUUGUUAUUUCUCGAGCCGAGAGGAAAAAGCCGGACUAGAAAGGGGUUUCAUCUGCGGCGCUUUGCGAGCGCCGAGCAAGCAACCAAAGACACAGCCCAGCGCACAAGAAGCCACAGGACCCCUGUUGUUGAGAAGGUGUGCGCCGGCCAGAUGCCGUUCUUAGCAAGGCCCAUUUGGAUCAAUGGGCACACAGAUGGGUUGGCAAACGGCAGCAAAUGUUCCAGGGUUGGUCAGGGUGAGCUGGAGCGUCGAGCAUUCAACUGCAAAGAUGUGGGCCAGGCCAGGCCGUCCGUCUUCGUCCUUUCGAGGCUGUUUGUCCUAACCGUCUAG
Lasiosphaeria miniovina is the source of this 483-nucleotide messenger RNA. RefSeq lists its product as uncharacterized. The transcript is spliced from 2 exons. NCBI's taxonomy places the organism in Eukaryota, Fungi, Ascomycota, Sordariomycetes, Sordariales, Lasiosphaeriaceae. The record is from RefSeq and is a predicted model, not a curated record. The coding region runs from base 1 to 483 and encodes 160 amino acids.